Molecule: messenger RNA, 1401 nt
Organism: Eimeria maxima
Lineage: Eukaryota; Apicomplexa; Conoidasida; Eucoccidiorida; Eimeriidae
Product: cyclic nucleotide-binding domain containing protein, putative
Exons: 10
Source: RefSeq, a predicted model, not a curated record
GUGGAGUGUAUCUUUGACUUGGUACGCGACAAUAAAUUCUUUGCCGAUUUGGACGGCGAGAUGUCUCUGGAGUUGUGCCGUCACAUGACAUACACAACACUCAAGCAAGACAGAGUUGUUUUCUACAAAGGAGACCCAGGUGCAGCUUUCUACUCUCUUUUCUCGAACCGCGGUUGCGUCCACCUGAAAGCCAGCCGCGUGCAGCCGCCAACCAGCACAAAAUAUACGUGCAGUGGUGCCGACAACUGGUACCUCAUUUUGGCUGGAAAGGCUGGGGCGCCAGCAGCACCCCGCGGGAGAGAAGAGUGGACAAAAACAGCUGCGUCGCCGUCCUGGGGGAGGGCCAUUCCUUCGGAGAACUCGGCAAGUGCAGGCAGGCUCAUUCGCAACGACGUGCGAUCUGCUGCGCUGGUGACGCACAGCGAUUCCUUAUUUUUAACGCUCGACAAGAAAUCCUUUCAGCACUGCCUGGGCAACUUUUUAAAACAAAAGACAGACGACAAAGGUUUGCGCAUUACGCUUUGGAGCAUGGGAUUUAACGGGGUACAAACCCUGCGUCAAGUACUGCCAGGGGCGAAAGAGCUGCGCAAACUAGUGGUGGAACAGCUGACCUACUUCUUCAAGGAGGCUACUCUGCAAAAGGACGUGGCGUUGAGCACAGAGGGCAAUAAAGAAGACACCCUAUACCUCAUCGUUAAAGACGAUAUAUCGGCGACUUCCACUCCAUCUGCGCGGGAGCGUCAGAGGGUCAAUCAGCGGUGGCUUCCAUCAGUCAGCCAGGUUGUCUCGCGAGCCCUCCGUCAGCAGCGCGAAAAAGCCGUCAGAGAAAGCAGCCGUCCAGCGACAGCUGGGAGCCGCCGAAGCCCAUUGCGGCCUGCUGCAGCCGCAGCAGCUGCUGCUGCUGCAGCGGCUGCAGCAGCCGCCAAGGGCGACUGGAGCCAGGAGGGGGCCACGCUGCCCGACUUGAGCAGCUCUCCCAGGAAUAAGAAGCCGCCGCCUCCUUCUGUAUUGCUGGAAGAGCUUGAUCUCGCGCUGCUGCAGGAGGGGUGCGUUGUUAAUUUUUGCUCCCUCUUCUUCGACUGUCCUGAGCCCUUUUCGGUGUUCGCCUUUUCUGCAAAAACUCAAGUUUUUUCCAUUUCCAAGUCGGAGUUAUUCAAGCACAUGCCGCCUAUCACGGGGUUGCUAUUAUUGCAGCAUCUCGAGCGGCGUAUCGGGAAGCAAGAAGAGCGCAUACGGCGGCUGGAGCUCCUGCACCAGCGCGACGUCCGAGCCAGCACAGCAGAAACCAAGACACCCCAGCCCAGCCCAGCAGAGAGGCCCAUGCCAGAGCAGCAACGUCGAGUAGUUGCACAGGCUUUGUGGCUGCUGUUCUUUGCCUCCUUUCUCAAAUAUGUUCAAUAG